UUUCGAUUAUCAUUUGCAAAACGAACGUUUCGAAACACGGACGGAAAAGCCAGCAGUAAUAAGAACAUUAAUUUCCAGUUCCCUGCCCCAAGGCUAGUGAAAAAAAGAGUCAGAAACGGAAAUAAUGUGACAAAAGCAAAAGAUUGAUAUUUUUUGUUUAAACGAAGGAAGAAAAACGAAACCAACACCAAACAGAUUCUGUUCAUUGUUAACAGAGACAGUCAGUUAAUGAACAUUUAAAUAAAUAUUUAUUACUCGUAUAUACGAAGAGAGUGCGAUAAAAGACAAUGGAAGUUUAUACAUCGGACAGCAGUGAUACGGAUUCACGUGAACAAAAGACUCUGGAUUAUAGCCGCAUGAACCUCUAUGAUAUAACCCUGGAAGAUGAUCUCUACUCGGAAACCAAACAGCGUCUCAAAUCGCAGAAGGACAUUGAAAUUCUGCUGGUCAAUAAUAAUCGAUUGAAAUGUUUUCCCACAACAAUAAAAACGUUCGUUAAUUUGCGUACUUUGGAUUUAAGCUAUAACUGCCUGACUGAACUGCCUGCAGCGGUCUUCUCUAUGCCAUUUCUGGUCACUUUGGUUGCCAAAAACAAUCAGCUGACAAACCAAUCCUUGCCCAAGGCAUUUACCCAUGGCAAAAACCAGCAGUGCUCUUUGAAAGAAUUAAAUUUGAGCGGCAAUUUGUUGACUCAUUUCCCGGAGCAAUUAAUCGAAAUGAGACAAUUGAAAUACCUAUAUAUGGGAGGCAAUAAAAUAACAGCGAUAAGCAAAGAUAUAUGGAAAAUGCAAAGCCUACAAGUCCUAUCAAUUGGAGGAAAUUUAAUCACAGAAGUUCCAGAAUCGGUUGGUUUGCUUACCCAACUACAGGCGCUGGUAUUAUGCGAUAAUCUUAUUGAAAGUCUGCCAUCAAGUAUUGCUCGUUUGAAAACCCUCAAAUCUUUGCUACUACAUAAGAAUCGAUUAAAACAUUUGCCUCGUGACAUUGUAGCUCUAAAAAAUUUGGCAGAGCUCAGCCUUCGAGACAAUCCUCUAGUUGUUCGUUUUGUUCAAGAUAUGGCUCUUAAUCCUCCCAGCCUAAUGGAGCUAUCUGCUCGUAUAGUAAAGUCUAAUGGCUUAGAAGUUCAAACCGGCGAUGCUCCCCAAACCCUACUGGAAUAUCUCAGUUGUGCCAAUUGCUGUGUGAAUCCCAACUGCAAAGGCGUUUUCUUCGACAAUCGCGUGGAACACAUAAAAUUUGUGGAUUUCUGUGGCAAAUACCGAGUCCCAUUGCUGCAAUAUCUAUGCUCAUCGAAAUGUAUCGAGCCCGAAGAAGAGCCAAGACCUCACUCGAGUAGUAAUGCAAGUAGAUAUAUGAUGCGUAAAGUGUUACUGGGUUGAAUGUAAUAUGACUAUUUAAUAGUUACCUUCUAAACACGUUUCUAAUCAAAAACUGUAAUAAAAAUAUUUAUGCCAUUAAA
Molecule: messenger RNA, 1459 nt
Organism: Stomoxys calcitrans (stable fly)
Lineage: Eukaryota; Metazoa; Arthropoda; Insecta; Diptera; Muscidae
Product: leucine-rich repeat-containing protein 58
Exons: 3
Coding region: 288-1379 (363 amino acids)
Molecular function (GO): protein binding
Source: RefSeq, a predicted model, not a curated record